GUAGAUGAUGAACUUCCCGCUUCUGUACUCAAUUUGGGUGAGAGUAGAAGACUUCUUGUGUCAUAUGGAAGGCUCGCGUACAUCCUCUAAAAAUGGACUACAGCAAUACGACGAGUGGACGUACAAAGCUUGGGUCCGAAACAAAGAUCCAGACCGAAAGUCGCAAUUUCCGAAUCUGCUCAACGUCAUGGUUUCAGCUGGCGUGCCGACGCAGACUGCCCUAUCAGAGGCCAAAGAGAACCUGGGACCUGGGACCGACACCACUUCUGCAUCCCUCGCCCAUAUCCUCUAUGCCCUUUCCUGGAACCCGACUUAUCAGCAGAAGUUGUAUCAAGACCUAGCAUCCCGCGGAUUUCCCACGGAUUUUAAUACUUUGGAAAAUAUCCCUCGCUUAAAAGCUUGUGUCAAAGAAGGCAUCCGUUGGGCUGGUGCGUCCGUGGCGAUGUUGCCCCGUGUAGUUCCCAAGGGCGGUGUUGAGCUAUGUGGAAAUUUUAUUCCCGAAGGCACUAUCGUAACUUCAUCACCGGUCUGGUACCUCAGAGACAAGUAUGCGUACCCGAAUCCAGAGUUGUUCAAUCCCUACCGCUGGAUAGAUGAUUCCGGCUUGAACGCUACAGAAGAUAUACUACGAGACAAGUUUUACGUUGCGUUCUCUAAAGGCGCAAACACUUGUAUCGCAAAUCACUUUUCAUACCUAGAAUUGUACAUGAGUGUCGCGAAGAUGGUCGCAAACUUUGAAAUCAGCCCUGCCAAUGGACGUCAAAGACCUGCGCAGGUUACAGGACUGAAUAAUGCAGACUGGCAGCCAGUGCAACUUCCCAAGAGAAAGGAAUGGGUUUCAGCCGUGGUCACUGAACCUCUGCUGAUCAAGAUUGUGCCACGAAGAUACCUUUAGCUGGCUUCGAGUGUGGCGUUGGGAAUCUUUCGGCUCCAUUUCGACCCUGCAGCCGAUAGAUAGGAACAAAACAUAUCCGUCACCUAUAUCCGU
Molecule: messenger RNA, 988 nt
Organism: Colletotrichum acutatum
Lineage: Eukaryota; Fungi; Ascomycota; Sordariomycetes; Glomerellales; Glomerellaceae
Product: cytochrome P450
Exons: 4
Coding region: 5-895 (296 amino acids)
Molecular function (GO): monooxygenase activity; heme binding; iron ion binding
Source: RefSeq, a predicted model, not a curated record